Molecule: messenger RNA, 345 nt
Organism: Helobdella robusta
Lineage: Eukaryota; Metazoa; Annelida; Clitellata; Rhynchobdellida; Glossiphoniidae
Exons: 4
Coding region: 1-345 (114 amino acids)
Source: RefSeq, a predicted model, not a curated record
AUGAUACCUCGGGAAUAUAAAUGCAAAUCAAAUGUAAAUUUACAAAUUAUUCUGUCACAAACCCAACAAAUUGAUGCUGAGUUGGAUGGCACCAACAAGAUGCUAGCUAUCAGCAAUGGAUCAAACGCGUCGAAUAUGCCUGGAGAAGUAAAGAGAUGUAACUCAGUGAUUUUCAACGUAGAACGUACCGUGGGCAGUUUUAUUUUGGAAGGGCUUUCGAUGCAUGGCAAGCUUGGGAACGCCGACCACGAUGUAACUGGGCAUGAAAGAAGAAAUCCUCAACAGACAUUUUUGGCAGCUGUAAAAUCUGAAUUGUCCUGUAAAAAUGUUUACACUUUGAAUUAA